AUGGGUGGAGGAGAACACAAGGAGGCCGUCUUGGUCACACUGCCUUUGCCGGAGCCUACUGCAGCCAUUGAGAAGCUGCAGAAGAAGUUCCCUCAUCUGAAGAUAACAUACAAAAAUGUGUCUCACACCAAGGAUCGUUCUGUUUUGGACAAAGAAGUGCCCAAAGAGCUUUGGCGAGAGGCAACAGUACUGUUGACACUGUUCUCCCUACCACCACAACCAUCGGAUGCACCUUUACUCGACUUCAUUCAACUAUUCUCGGCUGGAUCCAACCAGCUGGCAAGCCAUCCCAUCUACACCGACACUGACAUCCCUAUCGCAACUGCAUCGGGUGUUCAUGGCCCGCAGAUUGCCGAAUGGGUUAUCAUGACGCAUCUAAUCCACACCCACAAGUACGCUCAGCUUUACGAAGCACAGAAGCAGCGUAAAUGGGGAAAGGACCCUUCGUACAAAGUCAGAGAUUCCGUGGGCAUGCGUGUUGGCGUACUUGGAUACGGAAGCAUUGGGCGUCAAGUCGGUAGAGUCGCCAAAGCCAUGGGUAUGGACAUCAUUGCAUAUACGGCGUCUCCCAAGGACACACCAGAGAAAAAGAAAGAUGUUGGCUACAUCGUUCCUGGAACCGGUGAUCCUGAUGGUGAGCUCCCUUCAGCAUGGUACUCUGGUCUAGACAAGGAGUCUCUGCACAACUUCCUCAAGCAAGAUAUUGAUCUGCUACUGAUCUCCGUACCACUCACCAAGGAGACCACCCACUUCUUGUCGAAGGAGGAGUUCAAGAUCCUCAGUCAAGACGGCAAGAAGCCUGCCUUUGUUGCCAACAUUGCAAGAGGCCCGAUCAUUGAUCAGCCUGCACUGAUCGAAGCUCUCAAGGAUGGUACUCUCGCCGGAGCUGCUCUGGAUGUCACUGACCCGGAGCCCUUGCCUUCAGACAGCGAGCUUUGGCACCUGGACAACGUCAUCGUCACACCCCACAUCAGCGGCAACGGCGAGGCAUACGUCGACCGAGCAUUCCAGAUUCUCGAACUACAGCUAGAGCACAAGCAAAAGGGCGAAAAGUUCAUCAACGUGGUAAAUAGGAAGAGAGGAUACUAG
Molecule: messenger RNA, 1089 nt
Organism: Aureobasidium subglaciale EXF-2481
Lineage: Eukaryota; Fungi; Ascomycota; Dothideomycetes; Dothideales; Saccotheciaceae
Exons: 3
Coding region: 1-1089 (362 amino acids)
Molecular function (GO): NAD binding
Source: RefSeq, a predicted model, not a curated record